AUCAGUUGCGUAAAAUAAAGAAUGACGUUCGAGCUUUUAAUACGAAGGAUAUCGAUAAACAAUCGAUUAUAGCAGUGGUUUAUCUCGAUGUAACUCAUACAAAAGUGCUUCCAUUAUCAAUAAUACGAUUUCGAAAGAUUGUUGAGAAAAGUCACACUUAACCUUAUAAGUAGAUUCUAAAAUGUCAAAUUGAAAAAUUGUGUCUGUAGGAAAAACAAUAAAUGCGCCCAACAAAAAUCGACAUCCGAGCCGUAAUAAGGCUGUGUAGGGUUAGAAGCAGUUAGCAUUUGAAGAAAGGUCAAUUGAACAAAGAAUAAGCACGCGCGAGUGAUUAAGCAUUCAUCCUAACAACUAAAAACAACUAAAAUGACGGUUAUGGAUUUUUUUGGUUGUGCUUUCUUGGCAUUUGGACCUCCAUUUGCCAUGUUCACAUUUACUAUAGCUAAUGAUCCUAUCAAAAUUAUAAUAUUAAUUGCCAGUGCCUUUUUCUGGCUCAUUUCUUUACUUUUAUCAUCCGUGCUAUGGUAUGCUGUUGUUCCACUUCAAGAUCAUCUUUCAUUUGGAUUAAUAUUUUCAGUAUUGUUCCAAGAAGCAUUCAGGUACCUUUUAUACUGGGUAUUACGCAAAGCUGAAAGAGGCUUAGAAAAAGUAACAACAACUCACGUAGCCGAUAGCAGACACGUAUUCGCAUACGUUUGUGGCCUAGGCUUUGGUUUCAUGAGCGGAGCUUUUGCUCUGGUCAAUGUGUUAGCAGAUGCGGUAGGUCCUGGAACCAUGGGCAUUCGACAUGGUACGGAAUACUUCUUCAUUGUAUCAGCAUCCACCACAUUGUGCUUCAUUUUACUCCAUACAUUCUGGGGUGUCAUCUUUUUUGCUGCUCUCGAUAAGCAAAAAUGGGGACAAAUAGUGUGGGUCGUAGCAUCACAUUUGUUUGUCUCUUGCAUGACACUAUUAAAUGUAUACAAAUUUUAUGUAGUCAGUAUCUCUUUCGCUUAUAUUGUCUUAGUCAUUAAUGCGGCUCUUGCCUUUAAGGUCGCAGGUGGAAAAAUACAGAAUAUAGCUCAGUGCUUUUUAAGAAACUAAGAAUUUAUAUAAGAAAUACUUGGCUAAUAAGGUAUAGAUUUAAAUAACAAAUAUUUCGUUUUUUAUAAGAAUAAAAGUCUGGACGCAAUACAUUUAAUUUCCUAAUAAAUAACUAGUAAAAAACUUUAUGAUCUCUAGUUAUACUUAUUAAAUAUUUACUAUCAAAAUAAAAGAGAACAAAAAAAGAAUUAAAAAUAAACAAAAGCAUCGAGAACCACAGCCAAAUUGUAAAUACACUAUUUAAUUGAAUUCUUCUAAAAUUUCUGUUGCAAAAGCUAUUUUAGAUAACCCAAUCUAUUUAACUUGGUACGCUCUAGCAUUAAGUUUUUUGGUAAAAUUGCUAGUCCGUCCCUUAAUCCAUUGAGAUAAAUGAUAAUACUGUAGUUAUUGUUCAAACUGCAGUAGAACAAAGACAAUGUUUUAAUUUAAAAUCUAGUUACAUGAUACAGUGUACAGCGUAUUCAUUUGAGAAAACUAAUAUCUACAAUGUGUGUGACUGUAUGAGUGUAUGUUGUGUAUUUAAUGUGUAUGAUAUAAUGAUACAGAUUACAUUAUGCAAAAGUUUAAGAACAGACUAUUACUUGAAUAUAAUAUACAAAAGACGCGAUAAGUAAGGAAUUGUUCAUUAAUUUUAUAUAUAUAUAUAUGAUAGUUUGUUAAAAAUGUAAUUUAGAUAAUUACUAGAUCAUGUUAUAUCCCGCACUCUAUUUCAUUUACGUCAUGUCAUAUUUCAUAGUAGUUUAUUAACCCCAACUCAUUACAUUUCAUAUAUUAUGUAAUUCAAAUAAAAAACCAUUUUU
Polistes canadensis is the source of this 1883-nucleotide messenger RNA. It is a transcript of the gene aph-1, whose product is annotated as gamma-secretase subunit Aph-1. Bases 367 to 1083 code for a protein of 238 amino acids. The record is from RefSeq and is a predicted model, not a curated record. Gene Ontology annotation, biological process: positive regulation of catalytic activity; Notch signaling pathway; protein processing. Gene Ontology annotation, molecular function: protein-macromolecule adaptor activity. Gene Ontology annotation, cellular component: membrane; gamma-secretase complex; endoplasmic reticulum. NCBI's taxonomy places the organism in Eukaryota, Metazoa, Arthropoda, Insecta, Hymenoptera, Vespidae. The transcript has 2 exons.